This is a messenger RNA of Cooperia oncophora, 1419 nucleotides long. The record is from the annotation of a GenBank genome assembly. NCBI's taxonomy places the organism in Eukaryota, Metazoa, Nematoda, Chromadorea, Rhabditida, Trichostrongylidae.
AUGGUGUGUCUCAUUCUUUCGCUCACUUCGACUAUUGAUAGUUCUGUUCAGAUCAACUGUAUGGAUGUAAGGUCAAAUAUCGAACUUUCAUGGGACAUCCAAGUACUGUGGGCUUCAUUGGCAAUUCUGAUCACGUCAUUCCUCACCAUGGCAUGUGGGAAAAAAGCUCCAGAGACCACACAUGUAGCUCAGUCCUCUAGCAGUAGCUCCGUAGAGCAUGGAAGCUCCAGCUCCAGUGGUGACGGCGAGUAUGAAGACGUGGACUUGGUCGAAGCUCGGGCUCCUACUAUGAAACCCGGAAUGUUGGACGACCCGGAGAUAAAAACAGUUCUACCAGCUUUACCGGGAGACGAUCAUAUGGUAGAUCCCUUAGGUGAGGCUGAAAAGCAAGUAAUCGACGCUGCUUCAAAAGAGUCAAUAGGCUUGCUGCUCAAGGUGGAACCUCCAAAGGCAAUAUUUAAAACGAGUGGGGGAUUGUCGAAGCACACUGUGACGAACAAAGGCCAAAAACGGGUGGUCUUCAAAAUUAAAUGCUCAAAUAACAAUGACUACGGUAUACAUCCAGUAUUCGGAUUUAUCGAACCAAUGUCACCGACGACUGUGAUGAUCACUCGUUUGCCAGGAGUUCCAAAACAGGACAAGAUAGUAAUUCAGUGGGUAGAUGCUCCAGCUACUGCGAAGGAUCCUAGAGAGGCGUUCAAAGCUGCUUCACCUUGGACGUUGCAGGCAAUUAAAAUUUUCAUGGAGAUAACUGCUGAUACCGCGGCAGCAGCAACUCCGCCUGCACCUGCUGCUGCAAAGCCAAGUGUUCCAGCAGUACUUGUCUCUGCAGAACCUGUUCCUGCCAAGGCUCCUGUUCCGGCAGCAGCUCCUGCCAAGCCACCACUCCCAGCUGCACCCCCCGCAGCUGCAAAGCCUCCUGUGCAAGUGAAACCAGCUCCUCCUCCUGCACCAAAGCCAUCUGCUCCAGCUCUGUCAACACCAGCACCACCUCCUGCCUCACUGAAAGCCCCUGCACCGAAACCACCUGUUCCAACUCCAUCAAUCCCAGCACCAGCUGUAGCUCCCACCAAACCGAUGGGCUUCAAUGCACCACCACCACGCCCUGCACCUGGUGUGCCUUCUCCGAAACAUCCCGCACAGACAACACCACCUCCUGCCUCACUGAAAGCCGCUCCACCACAACCACUUGUUCCAGCUUUCCCACCGAAAGGUCCUACUCCUGGUGUAGCCAAACCCCCACCUCCUGCAGCCUUUCCCAAAUAUCCCGUGCCCAAGGGACCUCCUCCCGCCCCACCAAAGGGAAUGGGAGGAGGUGAGGGUGGUCCCGUUAUGAGCGUUUAUGCCCUCGGUGGACCUGCUGCCCAAGGCAGCAACGCUCCCAGGUCAUUUGCCGCCCAACCACCCCGGGAAAAAUGA